GAGACAGACACAGGCAGCAUAAGGCUUGCAGCCCAGACCAUAGUUCCCCCUCGUGCUGCAAAGGGCGCGCCCUCCCCAGAUACCCGCCUUCGGCCCCUUACCUUUUAGGCUACAAACCUUCUCAGCCUGGCCCCGUGUGAAUGUGCCAGCUCCUGGAUCAAGCAGGAACUCCUUGGCCCAGCAGCCAAGGCCCUCACCCCUUGCCGUCCCUCUCCCUCCCCCACACCAGGUACCACAAACUUGCCACACUGGCCGGCCCUUGUACACUUCCUGGCUCCAUCUUCCCAUCUUCUACUCCUGAGCUUAGGACUGUCGGGUUUUGGUCAUCUCCAAGUGCCAGCAUCUCACACAGAACCUGACACAAAGGGGCCCAGUAAGUGCUGGGGGGAGGGGAUGGAAGCCCAGCCCUGUGCUAGGUUCUGUGGCUUUCACUCCAUUCUUCCCAUUUAUUCAUUCAUAUGUUUGAUUCCUUCCCAUGGGAUUUGCCAUCUGGGUAAAAAGAGGGACAGAAUCCAGUGGUGUUGAGAGUUGGCAUAAGCUCAGCAGGUUAUUAGAAGCCAGAGUGAGCUCUGGGCUAGGCCCCAGGAAUGUUCCAGAAGGAGGUGGAGCCAGUAUUUGACUGAAAGCAAGGAUAGGACUUGGUUAAGUGGAGAGUAGGGACAAUGGUAUAAAUAAAGGUUUGGAAGUAGGUUAUCCUGGGUAAUGGUAAUAAAACACCUCAUGUUUACAGUGACUUACAGUUUACAGUCACUGGUGUCACCUCAUUUGAAUCCUGAGUGGUAUGUAAUGGAAGCGUUGCUCCCGUUCCCCCUUUUCUGGUGGGUGAAAAUAAUAGCAACGGUCAUUACAUAUAUGUUCGGUGCUUUGUAUACAUUAUCUCAUUUGUUCCUCACCACAAUCUUUGAGAUAUAGUUAUCGUGAUCCCCAUUUUAUGGAUGAAGAAACUGAGGCCCCUCAGAACCAGAGAGUUACCAAAGGACACAUUAGAAGUCACAGGGCUGACACUCAAAACCUGCUGCUGUGCUCUCUCCACUGUAUCAGGUGGCUGGGAGGGAAGCCCCUUUUUUACCCCUUCUUACUCACUUCUUUCCUUUCCUUCCAUCUCUUUCUUCUCUUCAUUUAUUCAGCAAGUAUUUCUCGAAAGGAUGAUCAAAUGACUAUUGUGGGGAAGUGAGGUGAAGUAGGGCUGUAAAGGUGGGCUGGGGCCAGACCAACACACCUGGCCAUUAUUCCUUUAGCAGCAGUGGUGACUGCCACAGCUCUGCCAGUCCCCAAAUAAACCUAUGAUCUAAAUAAAAUGGUGUCCUUGGCAUGCAAAUGAAGCUUUAUGUCUUCUAGCCUGUGUGAAAGCAGGUUACUGCUGCUAAGCUCCUCUCAGGUAGAAAACUCUGGAGCCACCCUAGUGGGCAAUGGGGAGCCCCUAAUGGUGCACGAGCAGGAGAUUUAUGAGCAGAGUGGGUCCCAGGCCACAGGGAGAUGUCUGUCUACUAGGAAUGGUGCCCAAGGGUUGACUGGGCAGAGGCAGGCAGGGGAAGAUGGACACAGGCUAUGGGAUGUCCAGGGCCCUUGGAGUGGACAUGCCCCCUUCUCCCCAGCCCUCCAUUAGCAAGGAUACCACUCUCCCUUGCCUGAUGACAGCUGGAUCCUUCCACCAUCUGCCUCUGCUACCAUCAUCAUUUCAUGCCUCCAUCCUGCAUCACCAGCACAUUAGCCCAGUGUCCCAUUGGUCAUGCAAAGUCCCCCUUGCCCAGGCUCCCUGACUUGGUGCCUGCUCCCCUUCUUCCCCUACCUCCUCUGCUUCCAGCUCCCUCUGACCCCUCUUCUCACUCAUCAUAGGUCAUCUUGUCUUGGAUCUGGCCCAGGCCCGGUCCACGCUGGUGCUGCCCACAGGCCUUAUCGCUGCGGCUGGCACCAUGACAGUGACCCUGCACAGCAGCCGGGAGCUGCCCUCAAGGCCUGACGGGGUGCUGCAUGUGGUCUUGCCCACUGUGCUCACCCCGCUGGCCCUGCCAGGCCCACCAGGGCCCCCCAGGCCUCCGGGGCUCUGUGACGACAGGUUGGGCCUAUGCCCCACCAGCUGCUUCGGGGUGGGCAGCCCUCAGGAGGAAGGGGUGCCCUGGGAGGAGCCGGCUGCCCCUCUGGACGUGUUCUCAGGUCCUGCCCGCUGCCCUGCCCCAUAUACCUUCUCCUUCGAGAUGCUGGUGACUGGGCCAUGCCUGCUGGCAGGCCUGGAGAGCCCCUCUCAUGCUCUACGGGCAGAUGCCCCUCCUCAUGCCAGCUCUGCGGCAACCAUCUGUGUCACACUGGCAGAAGGCCACCGCUGUGAUCGGACCUUGGAGAUCCUGCUGCACCCCAGUGAGCCACAUCAGCCACACCUGAUGCUGGAGGCGGGCAGCCUGAGCUCAGCAGAAUAUGAGGCCCAGGUGAGGGCCCGUCGUGAUUUCCAGAGGCUGGAGUGCAGGGACAGCGAUGGGGACCGGCAGGUGUGGUUCCUGAAGCGACGCUUCCACAAGGACAUCCUGCUGAACCCUGUGCUGAUGCUAAGCUUCUGCCCAGACCUGAGCUCCAAGCCUGGACACCUGGGCACAGCUACUCGGGAGCUCCUCUUUCUGUUGGAUGGCAGCAGUGCAGCACACAAGGAUGCCAUUGUUUUAGCUGUGAAGUCUCUCCCACCCCAGACGCUCAUCAACCUGGCCAUGUUUGGGAUGUCGGUGCAACCGUUCUUUCCAGAGAGCCGGCCUUGCAGUGAUGACACUGUGCAGCUGAUCUGUGACAGCAUUGAGACCCUGCAGGCUGUGAGUGGCCCUCCAGACGUGCUGGCUGUGCUAGACUGGGCCAUGGGGCAGCCCCAGCACAGGGCCCACCCUCGGCAGCUGUUCCUGCUCACUGCUGCCUCGCCCAUGGCUGCCACCACUCAUCAAACCCUGGAGUUCAUGAGGUGGCACAGGGGGGCAGCCAGGUGCUUCUCCUUUGGUCUGGGGCCCGCCUGCCACCAGCUGCUCCAGGGUCUGUCUGCCCUCAGCAGGGGCCAGGCCUACUUCCUGAGGCCUGGAGAGAGACUGCAGCCCAUGCUGGUGCAGGCUCUGAGGAAGGCUCUGGAGCCUGCUUUGAGUGACAUCUCUGUGGACUGGUUUGUGCCCGAUGCCGUGGAAGCGCUGCUGACCCCCCGGGAGAUCCCAGCACUCUACCCUGGGGACCAGCUGCUGGGUUACUGCUCACUCUUCAGGGUGGAUGGCUUCCGGCCCCACCUGCCAGGGGGCCAAAAUCCUGGCUGGCAGAGCUUGGGUGGGUCUGUGUUCCCAUCCCCAGAGGAGGUGCCAUCUGCUGCCAGCCCUGGCACGGAGCCCACUGGCACCUCGGAGCCACUGGGAACAGCCACUGUGUCAGCAGAGCUGUCCAGCCCAUGGGCUGCUGGGGACUCAGAGCGGAGUACCGAUGCUCUGACAGACCCAGUCACAGAUCCUGGACCCAACCCCUCCUCUGACACAGCCAUAUGGCGCCGCAUCUUCCAGUCCUCGUACAUCCGUGAGCAGUAUGUGCUCACCCACUGCUCUGCCAGCCCAGAGCCAGGCCCAGGCUCCACAGGCAGCAGUGAGUCCCCAGGCUCCCAGGGCCCUGGAUCCCCCGAGGGUAGUGCUCCCCUGGAUCCCCCUUCUCAGCAGGGCUGCCGCAGCCUGGCCCAUGGAGAACAUGCGGGCUCCCGCUCCUGUCCCCUGCCUGCACCACCACCAGCUCCAUUCAAGGCAGCGGCCUUGAGUAGUGAGGUGCUGGGCCGUCGGCACAGGGUGGCUCUGGCUGGCCGAAGCCUCUCAUCCCCUCCAGGCCGGGCAAACCCAGUCUCUGGCAGACCCCAGCACCCGUCUCUGGGUGCAGCACCAGAUGGGCCAGGCCCCGAGCCAGGCCAACAACUGGGACAGGGCCUGGAUGACUCAGGAAACCUGCUCUCCCCAGCCCCCCUGGACUGGGACAUGUUGAUGGAACCACCCUUCUUGUUCACGGCUGUGCCCCCUAAUGGGGAGUCAGCCCCUCCUGCAGUGCCACUGCCUCCUCAGGCUCCACGCUGCCAUGUGGUGAUCCGGGCCCUGUGUGGGGAGCAGCCUAUGUGCUGGGAAGUGGGUGUUGGGCUGGAGACACUGUGGGGGCCUGGGGAUGGCUCACAGCCUCCGUCACCCCCUGUAAGAGAAGCUGCUUGGGACCAAGCACUCCACCGGUUGACAGCAGCCUCUGUGGUCCGGGACAAUGAGCAGCUGGCUCUCCGAAGAGGGGCUGAGACCACAGCUGACCAGGAGGGCAGGUGGCGGGAGUUUAGCAUGCUGCUCCAUGGUUUCACAGGCCAUGCCCGGAGAUGCUGGCUCCGAGCCCUUCAGACAAGCAAGGUCAGCUUCGCCCCCUCCUGCUUCACCUGCCCUGUAGCUGUGGAUGCUACCACUAGGGAGGUCCUGCCGGGGACCCUGCAGGUGCGGAGCUCAGAGCCAGCUGAGCUCCCAGGCACCCCUCCCACCUCUCAGAGCCAUCUAGAUGCAGCUUCUCUGCCCACACUUGUCCAUUCUAAAGGACUUCAGGGAGGCUCUCCAGCAGGUGCCUGGCACUCAGACCAAAAUGGCAACUCCAAGACUGCUGUGGGGGACCCCGUAGCCACCACAAGAGGUCCUCACCGCCCACCCCCGCAGCCUCCCUCUAGGCUCAGUCUGGGCCGCCGUCGCAGACUCUGCAGCCCCGACCCGGGCCAAGCCAGUGAUGGCAUCAGUGAAGGAAGCGACCAUGACUAUCUGCCCUUGGUGCGGCUGCAGGAGGCGCCCGGCUCCUUCCGCUUGGACGCGCCCUUCUGUGCUGCGGUGCGCAUCCCGCAGGAGCGCCUGUGCCGUGCCUCGCCCUUUGCGGUGCACCGCGCCAGCCUCAGCCCCACCUCAUCCUCAUCUCCCUGGGCACUUCUGGGCCCUGGUGUUGGCCAAGGUGACAGCGCCACGGCCUCCUGCAGCCCCUCCCCCAGCUCGGGCUCAGAGGGCCCAGGCCAGGUGGACAGCGGGCGGGGCUCAGACACUGAAGCCUCAGAGGGGGCGGAAGGGCUGGGUGGUACAGACCUGCGUGGCAGGUCCUGGGCCACUGCCGUGGCACUAGCCUGGCUGGAACACCGAUGCGCUGCUGCCUUUGGUGAAUGGGAACUUACAGCGGCCAAGGCUGAUUGCUGGCUGCGGGCCCAGGACCUUCCCGAUGGCCUUGACCUGGCCGCCCUGAAGGCUGCAGCCCGGGGGCUCUUCCUGCUGCUGCGCCACUGGGACCAGAACCUGCAACUACACCUGCUGUGCUACAGCCCCGCAAACAUGUGACAGUUGCCCGCUGCUGCUCAGGCUGGUGCCCAGAAACAUACUCAAGUCACUGCCACCCAGGAGCCCCCUCAGUGCUGGGAAGGGAUAGGCUGGUGUCAGCCUGUCCCCACUGCUUCUUACUCCCUUUCCAGAGUCCUCUCACCCCCACAAAAAGUGCCUGCCUGUGCUCUCUCCCACUCCUCUCAAACCAUCCCCCAGCCCUCCCUGCUCUAAUCUGCUCCUCCCACCCCACCCCGUCCCCCUUCUCCUCCAUCCUCUGAGCUUCAUGCAGCACAGUGGAAGGGGAGAGAGCCAGUUCCCAAAUCCUAUGCAAUAAAGUGCCUCUUUAGGACUA
Messenger RNA from Microcebus murinus (gray mouse lemur), 5661 nucleotides. NCBI's taxonomy places the organism in Eukaryota, Metazoa, Chordata, Mammalia, Primates, Cheirogaleidae. The record is from RefSeq and is a predicted model, not a curated record.